This is a messenger RNA of Dictyostelium purpureum, 600 nucleotides long. RefSeq lists its product as uncharacterized. Lineage: Eukaryota; Evosea; Eumycetozoa; Dictyosteliales; Dictyosteliaceae. The coding region runs from base 1 to 600 and encodes 199 amino acids. Gene Ontology annotation, molecular function: GTPase activity; GTP binding. The record is from RefSeq and is a predicted model, not a curated record. The transcript has 2 exons.
AUGAAUAAAGGUUUCGAUUAUUUAUUUAAAUUAUUGGUCAUUGGGGAUGAUGGUGUUGGUAAGUCUUGUUUCAUAAAUAGAUCAUGCAAAGACACCUAUACAGAGGGCUUUAUUUCUUCACUUGGAGUGGACUUUUUAAUUAAAAUGGUAGAGUUAGAUGGGCUUUGUUUUAAAGUGCAGAUAUGGGAUAUGCCAGCUCGCGCAUGUUUCAGGAAUAUAAGGAUACCAUAUUGGCAAAGUAAUGGGGUUUUUAUUUUUUUCGAUUUAACAGACAGAGGUUCAUAUGAAGAUUCAAAGAAAUGGCGUCAAGAGGUUGAAAGAUAUGCAAGAGACAAUGUGGUUGCAGUUUUGGUAGGUGCAAAACUAGAUUUGGUCGAACUCAAUAGUUCAUUAAGAGCUGUAGAUUAUAAUGAAGCAAAAGAUUAUGCAGAAUCUCUUGGUAUAGAAUAUAUAGAGUGUUCAAGUAAAUAUGAAAUAGAUGUAGAAAAGUGUAUUCAAAAUAUGGUCCUAAAAAUCUAUAGUAAUUCAUUGGAAGAGGAAACAACUUUUGUCCCUAUAAAACAAAUAAAGCCUAAAAAAGAAACAUGUAUUAUUAAUUAA